This is a messenger RNA of Micromonas pusilla CCMP1545, 1209 nucleotides long. RefSeq lists its product as uncharacterized. The record is from RefSeq and is a predicted model, not a curated record. NCBI's taxonomy places the organism in Eukaryota, Viridiplantae, Chlorophyta, Mamiellophyceae, Mamiellales, Mamiellaceae. The transcript has 2 exons. The coding region runs from base 1 to 1209 and encodes 402 amino acids.
AUGACGAGCUGCGGCACCGCGAUACCCCCUCGCGCCGCGCGUCCUCGCGCCGCGCUCGACGGAGGACGCGCGCGCGCGUCCGCGACGGGGCCGUGGCGCGCGGUCGCGACGACGCGUCCGCGCCGCGAACCGACGUUAUCGUCGUCGACGACGUCGUCGCUGUCGCUGUCGACGUCGUCGUCGACGACGACGACGCGACGACGACGCCGCGGCUCGAUCGCGACGCGCGCCGCGGGCGGCGGCGACGGACGGUUCCGCGACGACCGCGAGCGCCGCGCCGCGAUCGACCGCCUCUCCCCGCCGUCGUCGUCGUCCGCGGACGACGACGCCGACGGCGGCGAUACGCCGUCGCCAUCGCGAUCGCCGGCCAAGAGCAAGACGCGACCGAAGCGCUUCAAGGACGCGAUGCGACAGCGCGACGACUUCAUCGAGUCCAGGCUCCGCGCGCGCGCGGAGGACGCCGCGAACGAGGGCGAGAAGACGGGCGAGACGGAUCCCAGGGUUGCGGCGAGGAAGCGCCGCUUAGAGCGGCGCGACGCCGCGCGGAGCGAUCGCGACGCGUACGUCGUGAGCGUCAUCCGCCGCGAGCUCGGGACGCCGCGGGAUAUCGUCGGAGGCGUGGACGGCGACACGCGAGCGCGACGGUUCGCGUCGCUCGCCGCGGCGCUCAAGAACUUCAGCACGUUCGAGGUCAUGACCGGGCUCGUGCGGUAUUACUACGCGCACUGGGACGAGGGGGAGGCGAGCCGCGGCGGCGGCGGCGGCGGCGGCGGCGGCGGCGGCGACGACGACGACGACGACGAGGACGAAUCGCGGAGCGCCGAGCGCGAAGGACUCGAGGUGGCGAAGUCGUACUCGGAGGCGGAGAACGAGGAGGAGCGUCGGCGGCUCUUGCGCGACGCGCAGCUCCGCGCGACGGGGAUCGAGCCCGGGUCGAGUUUCGACAAGUCGAGGCUGUCCGGGUCGUUCGACGACGACGGCGGCGAUGGAGACGGCGACGGCGAUCCUCUGACGAGGCUCGCGGCGUUUAUCCGCGAGUACUUCGCGGUGGACUUCGUGGAGACGGACGACGGCGGGAAGGAGAUGGUGGUGAUGACGUCCCCGGAGUUUCUCGUGUUUUUACUCGUGGCGGUGAUUCUGAGCGGACGGUUAGGGCACUUCAUCGUGCAGACCUAUCUCUCGGGCGCGACGGAUCCGCUCUUGAGGUAG